AUGUAUUCCACCCAGCCUAACGGCGCUGAGGGUGCGACCAUCAAUCCCGCAACUAUCAACCCUGCCGCUCUCAAUUCUGAGCUAUUGAAUCCAACCUCCCGAGGUAUUAAGCGAAGCCGUUCCCCGGAUUCUUAUCACGACGUGCCGACGACUGAUAACCCCGGAGAUGAUGGUGAUUCAAAGCAACCUAGAAAACGCGGCAGACCGAUGAAAUCGCGACUUGCCGGUGACCUCCUAGAAACAACAAAUCAAACCCCGAUUCCUCCCCCUCCCCCACCCACUCAAAUGUCGCAGUCAAUACCGCCGCAGACUCCUCAGUCUCAAAAUGCCUCGCUACCGGGCCAGCAAGGCAACUAUACCCCGGCCCAGGCGUCGCCCCCGCCGAAGACCACGCCCACUAAGACAACCUUGAAGGCAUUGCCAACUGUACGCGACCACACCACCGACCAGCUCGGUCCCGGUGGUGACGAAUACCUGCCGCGCGAAAUUGACGAGUCCGGCGAGAAGAAGGUCAUGUCUAACGGUCAACUUCUAGGGGGUCGUGAGUACCGAUGCCGAACUUUCCUCGUACCUAACCGCGGGGAUAAAUUGUUCAUGUUGGCGACGGAGUGCGCGAGGGUACUCGGAUACAGAGAUUCUUACUUGCUCUUCAACAAGAAUAGAUCCCUAUUCAAGAUUAUCGCAAACCAAGUAGAGAAGGAUGAUCUGGUUUCGCAGGAGAUACUUCCGUUCUCUUACAGAUCAAGGCAGAUAGCAAUUGUCACGGCGCGAUCGAUGUUCAGACAAUUUGGAAGCAGGGUCAUAGUCAACGGACGGAGAGUGCGCGAUGAUUACUGGGAGCAGAAGGCGAGGAAGCAAGGGUUUACUGAAGCCGACCUCGCGGGAGAAAAGCGCCCUGGCGCAUCUAAAGCUAGAGAAGCGGCGGCUGAGGCGAAUAACAACAUGGCACCACUUCCGGGAGGGCCUCACGGUGAGAUUGUAUAUGCGAAUACCCCCCAAUUUGCUGGUGCACCGCAACCGCUUGUUCAACCAGGUAUGAUGGGACCGCCAGGAAGCUCGACCAGAAUGCCCAUGAUAACAGUAGGACCAGAUCUGAACGAUACGAGGACUCGAGACUACAGCAAUUUCAUCAAGGGUGGCCCUCGACAGGAGAUUACCGGCUCGGCCUACCAGGACAGGACGCAAUCGAGUCCCAUCUCGGAAAUACACCAGCAGGCGCAUCAUGCUGCCGAAUUUAACCGAUCCGUCAACCAAGGACGCGAAAUGCGCUCUGAUUAUAUAAACAACCUGUGGCGGAGACCUCACGAGCAGCCGGCCACUAGCCAACCUGUUACCACCGAGGCACCCCUCCCCACGACGCGUCCCGGCCAGUCGCCCCAUACCGCGCCGGCAACUAUGCAUUCGUCCGGUAUCGUACAGAACCAGAGCCCGCAGAUGAUGAUGACCGCGCCCCCGUAUUCGCAGUCCAUUCACUCCCAGCAACCGAUGAAUCAGACUCCGAUGCGAGGAGUACCUCAACCGUCUUCUCAGAAGCAGCCGAGACCAUCCAACAUCCAACCGGGUGCCUCUAGUAAUAUGUCUCAAGGCACACCAGCGUACAACUACGGUUCUUCGAAUCAGAUGUGGGGACCUCAGACACCCCAGACGCCUCAGCACUAUCCCGGGUAUACGACCCAGUCGCAACCCUCGCCGCACCCUCAACAGUCGCCGGCUCCUCAGAUGCGUCACUCAGGAGGCACCCCCCAGAUGCAGCCUAGCACCAUGCAGUACCAUGGCAUGCCAGGCCUGAAUCAGGGCUAUCCCAACGCCGGACAAGGGAUGUAUCCUCCUGAGCAAACGCCCAGGCAAUUUAUGCCACAGAACCCGGGACCGGGCCCGGCAGUAACCUCCGCUUGGAAUAACCCGCAAACAUCGGCUGGCGGUGCCUGGUGGCCAAACCAACCUCAGUGA
Molecule: messenger RNA, 1950 nt
Organism: Annulohypoxylon maeteangense
Lineage: Eukaryota; Fungi; Ascomycota; Sordariomycetes; Xylariales; Hypoxylaceae
Exons: 3
Coding region: 1-1950 (649 amino acids)
Cellular component (GO): nucleus
Molecular function (GO): chromatin DNA binding
Source: RefSeq, a predicted model, not a curated record